Drosophila eugracilis is the source of this 2115-nucleotide messenger RNA. Its product is annotated as transmembrane protein 104 homolog. Lineage: Eukaryota; Metazoa; Arthropoda; Insecta; Diptera; Drosophilidae. The transcript has 4 exons. The coding region runs from base 113 to 1642 and encodes 509 amino acids. The record is from RefSeq and is a predicted model, not a curated record.
ACUAGACAAAUGCACAAUCUGCUCUGCAUGUCUAUUAUUGUUUUCUUUUUUUGUUGAGCAUUUGAUUUGAUUGGAUAGAAGACUACUAGAAAGACAAAGAACCAGCUUAAAGAUGCCUCGUCUUGUCAAUGGCCGGGAGGCCGCACCCACGUAUUCAAAUUUGGUUGGCUUCAUAUUCAUUUUUAACCUUAUCGUUGGAACUGGAGCUCUAACGCUACCCGGAGUAUUUGCCAGGGCAGGAUGGAUGUUGUCUCUUAUCGUUAUUGUUCUACUGGCCAUCAUUAGUUAUAUGACGGUUACCUUUAUCAUCGAGGCGAUGGCCUGUGCAAAUGCCAUACGAAAUUGGCAAACUCUUCAGGCGCUGCGCCAAAGUCGAAGCUCUGCGGAGAACAGUGAAAACGACGAUAAUGCAGAUGAGGUUUCGAUGCAAUCGGGAAAUGAUCAAGUUGGAGACUUCGAACGGGUUCCGUUGACUAUUCAGAACCGGGAGUUCCAUUAUUAUCAACUCUCACACAAAUUCGAACUAGGCGAAAUGGCAACACUCUUCUUCAACGAAUUCGGACGCAUUAUGUUCUAUCUAUGCCUGAUUGUUUAUCUUUACGGGGAUCUGAGCAUAUAUUCUGCCGCCGUGGCAAGAAGUCUGCGUGACGUCGUUUGCGACCAUACAAAUGGAACGGACACUAAAACUUUAAUGUAUUGGUCAGGAGACUUUGAGAAUAAUACUGAUCAGCCCUGUUGGAAAGAACAUACGAUAUCCCGCUUAAGCAUGUACAGAGUGUUUUUAAUUGGAUUCACAUUGAUCUUUGGUCCAUUUGCUUAUUUUAAUGUUCAAAAAACGAAAUACUUGCAAAUGCUCACAGCUGCUUUCCGAUGGAUGGCUUUUACAUUAAUGAUCUGCAUAUCGCUGAAACUGUUGAUUUCAAGAGGUGCCAAAGGCCAUCCGGAAACAUUUAACGUAUAUGGUAUUCCUGCGCUUUUCGGCGCUUGUGUCUACUCCUUUAUGUGCCACCAUUCACUGCCCAGUUUAUUGGCUCCCCUCAGACACAAGUCGAUGGUAUCGAAAAUUCUCUCAAUCGACUAUAUAAUUAUUUGUGCAUUUUACAUUUUACUAGCCAUGACAGGUAUUUUUGCCUUUGAGCGAAUCGAAGACCUUUACACAUUGGAUUUCCUACCCUAUGAUGUGGCCUACAUAGACUUCUGGUCUGGUCUAUUAAUUUGCAUUGAUUAUUUUUUGGCACUCUUCCCCAUUUUCACGUUGUCCACCAGUUUUCCCAUUGUGGCCAUAACACUAAAGAACAAUCUUCAAUCCCUUUUCCUGGACAUGUCGCAAUAUGAAUCCUAUGGUGUUAUUGUGCGUCUAUGCUUUCCACUUCUUGCUAUAAUCCCACCGUUUUGUAUCACAUAUUUUACAGAGAGUUUGUCCAGUUUGGUGGCAUUCACUGGCACCUAUGCAGGCACUGGCAUUCAAUAUAUAAUACCGGUAUUCCUGGUUUAUUUCUCGAGGCGCACUUGCUCAGAGCUUCUGGGAAGCGGCGUAGUCAAUCGUUUUCAAAGCCCUUUCAAGUCCAGUGCCUGGUUGGUUUUUGUUAUUAUUUGGUCAAUUUUAUGCGUUUUUUUGGUAACUAUAAAUUUAUUUAGUUAGGUUAAACAGUCUGCAAAUAUGUAGAUCAUUUUAUGGCAAUGAGUUUAUUACCGGAUAAUAAAGAUCCAUGUCAAUUAUUUUGUAGUUGUAAAUAUUUACUAAGUAGAAUAUGUAAAAUAAGUUAAUUUUAGCAAUGUAAGUCAGUAUUGAAAUCGGCUGUGAAACACAAAUUUUCAUUAAACAUUUCUUACAUUUUCCGUAUUUCCAAAUUUUAGAUAAGAAUUAAAUUUCAAAAUAUCCUCCUACAUAUGUCAAAAGAUAUCCCUAAGUAAAUUUACCAUUCAAAAAAUUAUUGCCUUUUCAACUAUAUGUUUUAAGCAAUUAUGUUAAGUGUUACACCAGUAGAAAACUUUAGAAUCUAUGUGUUUAUUUAUAAUAAUAUUUUUUAUCAGCAUAAUGUAUUAAUGAUAUUUACCAUAUUGCUCACAUCAAAUAUCUACAACAAACGAAUAAAAAUAUACUUUAAAUUAAAA